Gambusia affinis (western mosquitofish) is the source of this 7531-nucleotide messenger RNA. RefSeq names its product nuclear factor of activated T cells 5b (gene nfat5b). The record is from RefSeq and is a predicted model, not a curated record. NCBI's taxonomy places the organism in Eukaryota, Metazoa, Chordata, Actinopteri, Cyprinodontiformes, Poeciliidae. The transcript is spliced from 12 exons. Gene Ontology annotation, molecular function: DNA-binding transcription factor activity, RNA polymerase II-specific; RNA polymerase II cis-regulatory region sequence-specific DNA binding; transcription factor binding. Gene Ontology annotation, biological process: cytokine production; regulation of transcription by RNA polymerase II; calcineurin-NFAT signaling cascade. Bases 1752 to 5489 code for a protein of 1245 amino acids. Gene Ontology annotation, cellular component: transcription regulator complex.
CCCUACUUUCACAACAGAGUCAGUGUAUGACCUUCUUGCCAGUGAGCUGAAGUUGCCUCCCUCCACUCAGCAGAGUCCAGAAGUCAUGAGUCAAAAGAGCGACGGAGAGGCAGGCCCUCUCCCUUCAGCUCCUCUAGCAUCAGGUAGGAUCCUGCUUCUCGUUUCCUUAUUUCUCCUCUCCAAGCAGGACUGAUCUUGCCCCACCUCCCCAAAAAAAACACACAAAAAAAAAAACACAAAACACUACUAAUGUAGUAGUCUGUACCUGUAGGCGAACACAAACAUCUGCAUGCAAGAGGAAAGCCUGUCAAACAGCCAGCCUGCUGCUCUUUGAUCUUUCACAUGUGAGAAAAAACACAAGGCUGGAGAAAGAAUUUAAUGUUUCUGGAAUUGGGUCAGCUGAACAUGCUUGCUUGUCUGUACCUGCUUGUUGGGAUAUCAUUUUGUUGCUGUAUCCUGCUGCACCAACAGAUCUAAUGUGCAGCAUGUUCAGCACAUAGCCCAUAAUUAUCAUCUUUAUUAUUAAUGCGUCAAAGAUGAAAUUAGGGCAUGACUGAAUGCUAUGAUAAAGUUAGAGAAGCUGGGAAAGAUGCUUUUGCCUACAAGUUUUUGUUAAAGUGACUUUGGCGGAAAUGGAGCUGUUGUCUCACAGAGGUAAAUCUUAUUAGCUGGUAAAUAUAGAUGUCCAGAAACAAGACUCUGUGGAUAAUUAGCCUUUCCACUGCUCCACACGACAACAAAAGGCUCCAAUUUAAUUAAAUAAUCAUAAUCAUGUUUGCAGUCUUGGUGGGUGGAGAAAGGGCAGAGACCUUGUUUCUGUGCGUUCUCAGGUUGAUGGAUAUGUGAGGAUUAACAGAAAUGAGAACACUCAACUUCAAAGCAUAUAUCAAAAUUGACCAAAAUCAGAAAAUUGUGCAAUCUGUUGACAUUUUGAGUUUGAGAAUUUUUUUUUUCUUAUGCUGUGGUGUUUUGAUAUUCUCUGGAAAGUUAGAAUUUGUCUGGCCAUGGGUAAAUACUCUGAGACAAAUUGUAAACAAUCAAUUGCAACCACAGAAUUUUAAGACCUUUUGUCAUCAAAUGUUUGUUUUUGUCAUUAAAACUUCUGGCAUGCAAUAAAUCCCACCUUUCCUUUACCUCUUCCUGCUGGCAGUGCAUGAAGACGAACAUAUUUUUUGCUAAAUAUAUUAUUUGCUCCCAUUUUUCUAUGUACAUCAGUUAUUUAAUGACUCUCUUAGUAUUUGUUACACAUUUUAAGGUUUCUUUUUGUACAUUAUUAAUAGCUUUCAAACUUGCCCAGACUGAGCAAGAGCUGGGCAAGUGCUUAUGUUUGGACUUUUUUCCCCUCUCCAAUUUUGUGUUAUGCAAACUUGUGAAACACCAGAAAAUCCAGAUUUUCGGCAGCAGCUUAACCCCUCUGUGCUCCAGUCAUUAUCUAAAAUUGCAGCCUUUGUCAGCAUGUUGGAGCAACUUUGUUUUGGGUCCCAGUGGGGAGGGGGAAAUGGUGUUGCAUCAGACUAUGAUAUUUUUUUUUAUUUUAUUUUACUUUUUUGUUUUUCAUUUGAAUCAAUCUUUACUGUUUAGCUUUUAUUGCUCAUUUGCUGUCUCACUUUUAUAUUCCAGGAAGUUCCCUCUGAAGCAGGGAGUGUCUGCAUAUAAAAUGGUCUGCAGUUCUCUGCUUCGUAGAUGCCUUGUCCUCUUCUCUGACCACGGAAGGGCCUCGCAGUGCUUUUUCCACCUCUUCUAGCACCACCAUGCAUUCCAGCACUUCAUCCAGUGACCAGAACGCAGCUCACAGCAGAAAUGUCGACUCAGAGGACAGCAGGAGUAGCCGAGUGGUACCGGAGAUCGUCGGAGUCGUGGGUGGCAGUGGAAAAAGCAGCAACGGUGACCCUGCCGGAGGACGUGGCACGGCCUCUCAGGAUGGCCAGCCACACCAUCAGCUGACCCCGUCCAAGCGCCGCACCAUCCUCAACAUCUCCCCGCCGCCGCAAGACCUGUUCGACGACAGCCACAUGUCCUGCCAGGAUGCGCCGGCACCCUUGGACUCGGAGCAGAGUAACAGCAUAUGGAUGGAGGAUUCCAUGUCCAACUUCAGCAUCAUGAGUACUUCCUCUUACAACGACAACACGGAGGUGCCACGAAAGGCCCGCAAGCGUACACCUCGACAGAAACCAGGACCUAAGGCGGUGCGCGCAGUGGGUGCCAGCAUGGACGUCUUCGAUGCAGACAGUGCCAAAGCCCCACACUUUGUUCUGUCUCAGCUCGGUCCUGAGAGCAAGACAUCAACUAAAGCAAGCUCUGAUGAUUCUCAGACGACUAAUCAGAAAGGAGGGACCCUUACGAUGCAGUUCCCAUCGAAAUGUGAGGGAAAGGAGCUUAAAAUCCUCGUCCAGCCAGAGACUCAGCAUCGGGCCCGCUACCUGACCGAAGGAAGCCGAGGUUCUGUGAAAGACCGCACUCAGCAAGGGUUUCCCACUGUGAAGCUGGAGGGUGUGAGUGAGCCUGUGGUUCUUAAGGUUUUUGUCGGGAAUGACGCCGGGCGCGUAAAGCCACAUGGAUUUUACCAAGCUUGCAGAGUUACUGGUCGCAACACCACUGCAUGCAAAGAGGUUGAUAUUGAUGGCACAACUGUGAUUGAAGUGACCAUUGACCCAAGUACCAACAUGACACUGGCGGUCGACUGUGUUGGGAUUUUAAAGCUCCGUAAUGCUGAUGUCGAGGCCCGUAUCGGUGUGGCAGGGUCAAAGAAGAAGAGCACGCGCGCUCGCUUGGUGUUUCGGGUCAACAUCCCACGCUCAGACGGAUCAGUGCUCACUCUGCAGACGCCCUCAUCUCCUAUUCUCUGCACCCAGCCUGCAGGGCUGCCAGAGAUAUUGAAGAAGUCACUGCAUACUGGUUCAGUAAGGGGCGGAGAGGAAGUUUUUAUCAUUGGGAAAAACUUUCUCAAAGACACCAAAGUCAUAUUUCAAGAAAAUGUUUCAGAUGAGAAGUCGUGGAAGUCAGAGGCAGAAAUUGACAUGGAGCUUUUCCACCAGAAUCACCUGAUUGUGAAGGUCCCCACAUAUCAGAACCUGGCCAUCUCCUCUCCUGUUUGUGUGGGGAUCUACGUGGUGACAAACGCUGGCAGGUCCCAUGAUGUUCAGCCAUUCACCUAUACUCCAGAUCCAGACAAUCUUGCAGUACAAAAUGAAAUUCCUGUAAAGAAAGAGAUGCCAUCACCAGUGAAGACCUGUUCUUAUGAUGAGCAACUCAAAGCUGUAGACGGUGCCUUGAUGCCUUCAAUGUUGCCUUUAGUGAAGAGAGAAGAUGUCACCCCAAUGGAAGUGACAAACAACCUUCAGGCCUCUGGAGUAUUUAAGAACGGUGACCUUCGCGCACCCCAGCCAACCCAAGAUGUAGCAACAGCACAUCUAAAUAAAAGCUUAGUUUUCAGCAAUGGCUUACCUCAGACUGCAGGCGAUCCAGAUGAAACCCAGGCUGCUGCUUUUACCAAUGUCGAUUCGUUAAGCACCAUCCAAAAGCAGGAUAUUGCUCCAAGCAGCCCAUUCCCUUUGCCUGCAGAGUCUCUUCUCCCACAAGGCUCCCAGCAGUUCCUUUUAGAGUCCAGAGAUGGUCUGAUGCGAGAGAGGUCCGGCAGCGCUUCUGGAGGAGUGGGCAGGUUGUGUGUUGAACCGGCACCCCCGCCGCCGCAGCCACAGCUGCAGCUCUUCCCUGCAGAUGAAGUGGCUCAGCUGGAGGAAGCUGUGAGACAACUUAAAGCUAAGGGAUACUGUAACUUACCAAUUCAGGCUGACAACUCGAUAACCAAGCAGCAGCAGCAACAAAUGCAACACCAGCAACAGAUCCAAAAUCAGCAGAUUCAGCAGCAACAAAUUCAACAGCAGCAACAGCACAUCCAGCACCAGCAACAGAUCCAAACUCAACAGAUUCAGCAGCAACAACAUCAGCAAAUCCAACAGCAGCAGCAGCAGCAACAGCAGCAGGUUUUGGAGAACUUGCAGCAACAACUGUUCCAGUCUCAGAUCCAGAUGCAGUGUGGCAUGUUUCAGGAUGCUGCCCAGGCCGAGAACGCAGACCUUCAAGGUUCCCCACCAGGAGUGGUGACCAACCAGACUUCACUUUACCCACCGGAUCAGCAGCAGCAGCAGACUCAGCAGCAGCAGGCUGCCCUUUUUCAGCAGGCGAACGACCUUUGUUCCAUGCAGACCGGCUUCCUCCAGCAGACCCCCACCCAUCCUUCACCAACCAUGUUCCACAAUCCCAGUCCUCUGGCUGAGACCCAGGAUCCACAGGCAUCAAUGUAUCAGAAGGCUUCCCAGGAGCAAGUCCAGGCUGCGCUGUUCCAGAGCACCAUGACAGUGCUGCAGUCUCAGGAGCAACAGCAAUCCCCCACUGGGCUUUUCCUUCCCCAAACACCCCUGUCCACCCAGCUUACAACCGGUGGUUCUCAGCAGCAGCAGCAGCAACAACAACAGCAGCAGCAGCAACAGCAGCAGCUGGCCUUCCUUAAUGCUCUACAAUCCUCCUCUCCUGAACCGCAGUCAGUAUUUCAGACCCAGGCCCAGAUAUCCCCCAUGCAGCAGAGAAGCCCCAUGGAGCAGCAGCAGUCGUCACAGCCUCCGCCGCUCACACAGCCGCCCCAGCAGCCAGCCAUGUUUCAGAGCAUCUCCCCCCAUUCCUCUCCAAACACACUCUCUCCAGGCCAGCAGCAACAACAGCAAGCAGGCUUAAUGUUCUGUAACAACAACCUGUCCACACAGCCACAGGCCCCUAACCUCAUUUUUACCAGUCCAGGCCAAAUGCCUCCUCUCACCACCAGCAGUCUAGUUUCCCAGGAGUCCCAAAGCCCGUCUCAGCUGUUUUCCCAAGACAGCAUGGUGGGUGUCAAUCAGCAGAACCAGCCUGAGCCCAUGGCCUUAGGGAAUCCCACCAAUUCACCACAGCAAGUCAUGUUCCAGGAGCAGCAGCCAAUGCAGUUAGGCAGCACCCCCAACAAUCAGCAUGAGCAGCCAGUGAGUCUCUUCAUCCCGCCAUCCAAUAUGCCUCCCAUGCAAGGGGGGAUGGCUGUUCCCGAGCUCACUCAGUCAGCCAUGUUUGCCUCCCAGAACGGCGUGGCCAACCUUCCGACCACCACCUCCUCUCCCGUCCAGCAGCCAGGAAGCUUGUUCCAGCACGCUGUGAGCGGGAGCAUCAGUCAACCCAGCCAGCCUCAGCAGCCGGGCCUUUUCAUCUUCGGGAUGCAGAAUGGAUGUGGCCAGCUGAUGAACAGCCCUGGAAACACAGUUUCAGAUCAGAUCAUAGCAAUCAGCCAGUCGGGGCAGAACCAGCAGGAGAGCGAGGCUCGCAUCCAGUCCCUGCUCAGCCAGUCUCUGUCCCAGCCUGGGACAAACGCACAGGGCAGCAUGGAGGUCUCUCAAAACAUGGAGAAGAUCAAUGACCUGCUAGUCAGCCUGCAUGAAUCAGGCGGCACCCUCACGCGUUCAUUCUAAAUGUCACAGAAGCUCAUGGGCUUGUUUUAUUUUUUUGCCGAAGAAAUCUGGAAAUUGUUAAACAACGAAGAAAAGGUUCAAGUGUCAAUGUGUGAUUACUGCAUGCAGGCCUGCUCCUGCACCGCAGAGGACGUAUUCAAACAGCUGCUGGCCUUUACUCAGCUGGUCUCUUCGGACAAAAAUAUUAACGACCAAUCUACAUGACAGUGACUUCAAAGACAAACUGGAUCAUUUCUUUUAUAUGCAGACACAUAGACCAGGAUUUAGGAAUGGGUUGACGGUGACCAAGUUAACAUCUCUUCAUAUCUCUCACAAACUGGCUAACUCACUUUUACUGAAACUUGUGUAAGUAGUGACUAACUCCUGAAGAGUCUGAAAAGAGAAGUGGUUCUCAAAUCUUUUUCUUUCACUUUUUCUCUGAGAAGACUGUCAACUUGUCAGGCCCUUAUAAUCAGAGAACUUGUUCUUAAAUGUAAAUAGGUAGAAUGUGAUGUUAUCUGUAGCAUGCUCCAGUUUUGUUUUUCUGUGUCUUGUAAAAUGUCUCCUAAAGAGUUAGAAGUUUCUGUGAAUAUAUUUCCUUUAAUGUGUUUUUUUUCUACUUCUUAUUCUUGCCAUUAUAUUAUACAUUAUGUUGCAUGAAAGACGGACCGUUUGGUAUAGCAUAUAGGGCUUAGACAUUGUGUGGCAUGUUUGGCCGUUCUAGUAGCUGCUGUUUGACAUGGUGCAGAUAGUUUGCAAAAACAAAAGGUCUAUAGAGGGAGAGAAAUUAAAGAAAUAUGAAGUUCAAGAACUGUCGAAGUGAACAUGGGAGGUUUAAUGUAAUUUGGUUAUUAUUUUGCAGUUUAAAGCAGUGGGCUUGAACCUGUUGAUAGCAAUAAAUUCAAUCUAGAUCUUGAUUUUAUUUAUAAUGCGAUAAAUAAGCUUGUUAGGUGCUACAUAGAUGUAUUCGUUAAUAAAUCUACAUAUAUUAUGUAUUGUAUUUGACUGGGUUCAUGCUAAAGAUUUGUCAAAACAGUGAAGAUGGUUAAACUAAGAGAUUUAUUUGUAAAUAUUAAAUGUUUUAUUUAUUUUAACAUAUUAUCUCUAUCAACAUGUGAGCCGGGAUGCAGACACGUAGUCUGUUAAAAUGUUCUGGUUCAUGUGACCAAUCCGGGUUACAACCUAUGUUAAAAAUCAUUGAUGAUGUUGCUCUUUAAUCACUCCUUUUAUAAAGAGUGCUGCAGACUCAUUUGGAAGGGUGAUUUUUGUAUUUUUUUUUUAUGUCCAUAUAUUGUGUCUUCGUUCCCUAGGUUAAAAACAAGGCAGCAUUUGUGAGGAAAAAUAAAUGAGCAAAAAAAAAAUAAUUAAAAAAUCCCUUAAAUGGUAUUGUAAUGUGUCACAGCCAGUACGUUUGUAGUAAAAUAUAAUUUUUUUUUAUCUCUAUGAUCAUACAGCUGUGCAUCAAAUUACCAGCUACUUUGUUGCUAUUCUUUACCAGAAAUGUUAAUAUAUUAGUUUUUGAAAUUACAUUAAAAUAAAUUGAACAAAUGAAUUCUAUUCAGAUAGUUUUUUUUAUUUUCAGUUAUAUAUUAUCAGAAUAUACAUCUAGAGGAGAGCAUUAACUUAGUGCACCAUUACUUUCAGUUUAAUGGUUGGAAGGUGGGUUUUUUCAGUGUCAUUGUCUGAACUGGAGUAGUAUUCCUAAACCAGCUAGAAAUGAGCCAGUUUUGUAGAAAUGUUGACGUUAGUGAAUGAAAUGUGUCUACAGCUGAACAUCUCGCACAGAUCAUUGUAUUAAAAUUCAGAAAUUGUGCACAUUGAAGCUUUACAGACCUCAUGUUGUUUUGUCAGCUGGUGGUCAGUGACUUCAACACCAAAGUUUGAUCUUUGUGUACAUCCUGAUAAAGUGCCAGUUUUAUGGCUCAUUAAGGUUUUUAUUGUCUUCUUUCUGUUCACUAAUUGUCUCUUUAGCAUUUACCUCCUGACAUUCCAGAAUGCGUUUUGUCCUGAUGCUACACUUUACAGUUUUUGUUUUCCUUUUUUCUAAUAAAGACAAAACAGUU